Messenger RNA from Sphaerodactylus townsendi, 2971 nucleotides. It is a transcript of the gene LEF1, whose product is annotated as lymphoid enhancer binding factor 1. The coding region runs from base 568 to 1800 and encodes 410 amino acids. Lineage: Eukaryota; Metazoa; Chordata; Lepidosauria; Squamata; Sphaerodactylidae. Gene Ontology annotation, molecular function: DNA-binding transcription factor activity, RNA polymerase II-specific; RNA polymerase II cis-regulatory region sequence-specific DNA binding. The transcript has 14 exons. Gene Ontology annotation, cellular component: beta-catenin-TCF complex. The record is from RefSeq and is a predicted model, not a curated record. Gene Ontology annotation, biological process: regulation of transcription by RNA polymerase II; canonical Wnt signaling pathway.
GUUAAAGUUACAUUGCGGGUGCGGGGAGAGGGAGAGAGAAAGACGCGCCCGCGGAGGCUCCCGUCUGGCGUUGUGCUUCCCGCAGCCGGCGCUGCAAACUGCGCAGAAGGUUCCGCGGCCGCCGCCUCCGCUGCUGUCCCCGGCGCGCCCGCGCGCAACCUACGCACCGCAGGCGGGCGAGUCGUGGCCCUCGAGCAGGCGCGCGAGCCGGAGACGGCGCCGUCCGGGCCCUUUGCGCGCGCGCCCUUCUGGAUUGCGAUGGCGCGCUAAUUGGAUCAAGGAGAACAGCUGCCUCUCGCCUGGCCGGCGAAGAGGAGCGGGGCAGCCGGUUGCCCGGCCGGCCAGUCUUCGGGGGACCAACUUCGCUUUUCUUUUCGAAGUCACCUUUCUCCUGUCACGCGACAACUUCUUCACACCCACCCACCGUCACCUGAAGGAUUUUUCUAUCCUAUUUGAAUUUUUCCCUUCCUGAAGAGACCCGGAGCCCGAGAAGAGCAGAAGAGGGCCAAGAAGAAAACUCCUGGCAAAGGGACAAAGGCAGAGCCCUGCCUCCAACGAGCAGCGACCAUGCCUCAGCUCUCGGGGGCCGGAGGCGGCGGUGGCGACCCGGAACUUUGCGCCACCGACGAGAUGAUCCCGUUCAAAGACGAAGGCGACCCUCAGAAGGAGAAGAUCUUCGCCGAGAUCAGCCACCCGGAGGAAGAAGGCGACUUGGCCGACAUCAAGUCCUCGCUGGUGAACGAGUCGGAGACCAUCCCCAGUAGCAAUGGGCAUGAGGUAUCCAGGCAAGGGCAAGCUCAGGAAUCUUACCAUGAGAAGGGCAGAGACCAUCCUGAAGAAGGAAAACACACAGAUGGCGGUUUAUACAGUAAAGGACCUGCUUACUCCAGUUAUUCUGGGUAUAUUAUGAUGCCAAAUAUGAAUAAUGAUCCAUACAUGUCCAAUGGAUCUCUUUCUCCGCCCAUCCCUAGAACAUCAAACAAAGUACCAGUGGUCCAGCCUUCCCAUGCAGUUCAUCCCCUCACCCCACUUAUCACCUACAGCGAUGAGCACUUUUCUCCAGGGACACAUCCUUCACACCUUCCUUCAGAUGUCAACUCAAAACAAGGCAUGUCCAGACAUCCUCCAGGUCCUGAUAUGCCCACCUUCUAUCCUUUGUCUCCUGGCGGCGUUGGACAGAUAACGCCACCUCUUGGCUGGCAAAGUCAGCCUGUAUAUCCCAUCUCAAGUGGAUUCAGGCAGCCCUACCCAUCCUCCCUUUCAGUUGACACUUCCAUGUCCAGGUUUUCACAUCAUAUGAUUCCUGGACCGCCGGGACCUCACACAACUGGAAUUCCUCAUCCAGCUAUUGUAACUCCUCAAGUCAAACAAGAGCAUCCGCACACAGACAGUGACUUAAUGCACGUGAAGCCUCAGCAUGAACAGAGGAAAGAACAAGAGCCCAAAAGACCUCACAUUAAGAAACCUCUAAAUGCUUUCAUGUUAUACAUGAAAGAGAUGAGAGCAAAUGUUGUCGCAGAGUGUACUCUGAAAGAAAGUGCAGCUAUCAACCAGAUUCUCGGCAGAAGGUGGCAUGCACUGUCGCGUGAAGAACAAGCUAAAUAUUACGAACUAGCUCGGAAAGAAAGGCAACUACACAUGCAGCUUUAUCCAGGCUGGUCUGCAAGGGACAAUUACAGAACAUCCAUCUCUGAGAAGAUUUGUGGGAACUUCAAAGGAAAGAAAAAGAAAAGGAAGAGAGAGAAGCUACAAGAGUCAACAUCAGGUGCAGCCCCCAGAAUGACAGCUGCCUACAUCUGAAGCAUGGUGGGAAGAGAAAUGCUUUUUCGACAUGCAAAGCAAAAGCAGCAACAUCAGGGCCCCUUCUUGAAAUGGAAGCUUGCUAAAUUUCCAGGCAUGUCCUUCAUCUGCACGGACCACCACUAAGGAGUAUGUCUUGGAUUUCUAAACUUGCCCUACUGCCACUGCUAAAGACACUGAACCAUAAAGACAAUCACUGCCACGUCCUUUCGCUACCACGGACCCUAAAAUGGACUCCCUGACAAAAGCAAGAUGAGCAUUUCACAACUGCCCUCGUUAUCAGAGAAGCUUCUUGCCUUCCCUUGCCUUACGCCCUCCUUCAUUUGUAUGUCAUACGUUUGUACUGAGUCGGCAUCAAAAUACUUCAGCUGUGUUGUUUUCGCUUCAGCCGGCAAAGUGGUGUGACCAGCCAGCGGCGACUCCCAUCCUGGCCCUUCACAGAGAAGGAAUAAAAUUGAUUUGUUGAGGAAGGAGAAAUCCAGUUUUAUUUAACGGUGUAAAAGGAUCAAUCUUUUAGCUUUUUAAAAGAAAACUUGAAUGCUUUUAUAUUUUAGUUAUUUCCUUGGUGUAUAUUUUUUAUUGUCCUUGUGGUUUUGAAAUAAGCAUCGAAGUCUUGAAUCCCCUUUUUUAAAAUAAAGGAACCCCCCUAUUUUUUUUUCUUAUAAGAGAGGAACAAUUGAGAUUGAAGAGUAUGUGGCUUCCCCCCCCCCCUCCCCCGGUUAACAGUUUGUAGCAUAAUUGCUCGUUUUCUGCAUAUGCUCUGGAGUCCGAUAAUUGUACCAAUCAGCUGGUCAGUAGCUGUGUUUAUUCCAUCCCACCCUGUUCAUUUCUUCUGUACAUGAUGCCAACACACCUCAUCAGAUCUAACCGCAGUGAGCUCUUCUCCUCCUUUUCACCUACCCUAAAUUUCCUUGUACAAAAAGCCCAGCACUUGAAUUAUUAUUACUUCAAUUGUUCUGUAUUUGUAUCUGUUUUUGUUAGCCUGUUUAGUGGGAUUUUAUGCCAGUUGUUGAAAUGAGCAUCGAUGUAUCCAUUUUUUUUAGUCAAGGCCCAGCCUUUGCCAACCCUCACGUCAAUUGAUAUAUAUUUUUUGUCAUUCCAGUUUGAGUUAAUGUGCUGAGCAUUUUUUUUAAAUAAAAGCUUUGUAAUAAAACUACAAAAUACUUUUUGA